ACGUGUCUGUUUCCUUCCUGUUGUUGCAAGUCUUGCAGUCAGUCACAGAUGCCUGGGCUCAGAGGCCACGAGUGGGGCUGAGGUUUCAGUCCUGCCUGGGGACUUCAUGCUAGCAUGGCCCUGCAGUUGCUGGCUCUGAGGUUUCUCCUGGUCCUUUUAUCUCUGCUGCCAGCACAGGGCCAGGAAGAACCUGAUCCCAAGGUCCAAGGAGAGCCCUGGAAAAAAGAAAUGUGCCAAAGACCCCGGUGGGACUCAAGACUCCGGCUGGCACCAGACCAGGAGAAUUACAAGAAGAAUGAAGAAGUGAAGUUGAGUUGCAUUGAUGGUUUCCAGGCGUCCUUCACCCAUGUCAAAUGUUCAAGUGAAGUCCAGUCCAUCAGUCAUGGAAAACCUGUGUACCGAGAAGUUUGGCUUGGAAAGGACAGCAGAGGUGGCUGGAUUCGCAUUCGGUCCAGCGUGGAGUGCAUUGAUGUCCUCCAGGUUGUCCCUGGGACCUUGGAGGUUUCCAGCACCAGCAUCAAACUGAACUGGACCUGCAGGCUCCCUGAUGCCUGCCAGCAGGUUCGGGCCAGGUGCCGGCUGGAAAAGAAUUCCUCCCUUCCCUGUGAGGCUGAGGAGGUGAAGGGAGAGGAGAUGCUCCAUGGCCAGGAGGGGACAUUUACCUGCCCCCCUCUGCAGCCCUUCACUGACUACAGUAUCACUAUGUACCUGCCCCCCAGCACGAUCCUAUUCACAUGGGUUGCCAGGACAGAGGAAACAGUGCCGGACAAACCGGAGAAGCUGUGGCUGGAUCCCAGCACAGGGUCCCUCAGGUGGAAGGCGCUGCCCUCCUGCAAGGGGGAGAUCGUCGGAUACCAGCUGAACGUGACGGCCAGGAGCGCGCAGGACGGCAGCUUUCUGGAGAUGGAGCGACUGCGGCUGAGCAGCUCCGUCACUGAGCACCCGCUGCCUGAGCACAGCCCCAGCAGCAGCUACGUGGUGACGAUGCGGGGACUCACGGCAGCCGGAGCCGGGGCUGCGUCGCUGUGGGAGUUCCAGACCGACGGCUCGGACACCCCGCGCCCUCUCGACACCAGCUGCCGCAGCGUGCGUGACGUCUCCCCGUCCCAAGGGACAGCUGUGCUUCCCCUCCGCCCCGUCGCCCGUGCCCCCGCGGCGGCCAGGGAGCACCAGCUCAUCGUGGUCGCGACGCACAACGGCACGGCGGUGGAAGGCGCCUGCUCGGGGGACCCGCGGCCCUUCAACGCCAGCCGGCAGCCCGGCACCUACGUGGCCGCCGUGCUCAACCUCACCACCCCCGUGGACUUUGUGCUGGGCGACGGCACCCACGGGCAGGGGUACCGCAACGCUGCCCUCCGCCCGGGCUGGGACUACACGGCCCUUCUGCGCCUCGUCCGCCGCUCGCAGCAGGCAGACAAGUUCACCUGCGUCUGCUACAGCUUCUCUCUUGUUGCAGGGCAGCCUCCGGGCGCAUGGCACGGGACUGUGAUUUGGGUGGUUGUGCUGUUGGCACUCUUUCUCGUAUCUGCAGGGAUCCUAUGGUUCGUGCUUUGCAGGAAAAGGAAGUCUUUGCCCAGCAAAGCUAAGGAGGAUAAUUAAAAAGGUAAAGGUGGCCAGGCUGGAGAUCGGUCACGCCAGCCCCUUCCCAGGACCACAGGAGACAUUCAGAGCAGUGGGGGAGCAGAGAAGUUUGGGAGGAUGACCCCAGCUCAGUGCUGAUGGCUGCCAGGCCCUCUGGCUCACCUGUGACUGUGACCAGCACUGGCGGUCCCAUCCAGUUCAGCAGAGCAAGAGGAAAACAGGAGGCCAAGAAGGGUUGUGAGUUCUUUCUUUGCUCACUCCCUUCACCUCCCAGCUUUCACUUACUGCUGUUUUAAGGCCUUUGAAUGCAACUUUCUGUAGUUCUUUUUUUAGGCUUUGCUUUCAUUUUUGCUUUCCUGGAAGCAGGAAUUGUAUGCCAGAUUUCACAGUCCCUGACUUACAUGGGCUCAGGCUGAGGGAUGGUCCAUGCUCCUGCCAUGUCCUGUGCUCCCAACCCCUCUCCCCGCUCUGUCUGCUGACAUUCAGCCAAAUCCAGGGCUCUGCUGGAGCUUGGCCUGACUGGGAUGCCUUCAUGACUGCCUGCUCUGUCUGGACAAUCAAUAAAGCCUUGUGGUUUGGAGGGGGCUGCA
This is a messenger RNA of Harpia harpyja (harpy eagle), 2171 nucleotides long. RefSeq lists its product as uncharacterized. Lineage: Eukaryota; Metazoa; Chordata; Aves; Accipitriformes; Accipitridae. Gene Ontology annotation, molecular function: protein binding. The transcript has 11 exons. The record is from RefSeq and is a predicted model, not a curated record. Bases 115 to 1599 code for a protein of 494 amino acids.